Messenger RNA from Neomonachus schauinslandi (Hawaiian monk seal), 1854 nucleotides. It is a transcript of the gene HSPBAP1, whose product is annotated as HSPB1 associated protein 1. The transcript is spliced from 8 exons. The coding region runs from base 111 to 1586 and encodes 491 amino acids. The record is from RefSeq and is a predicted model, not a curated record. Gene Ontology annotation, molecular function: 2-oxoglutarate-dependent dioxygenase activity. Lineage: Eukaryota; Metazoa; Chordata; Mammalia; Carnivora; Phocidae.
GCGUUGCUAGCGCGGCUCCUUCCUGUCCUGCGACUCCAGAGCCCGGUUUUUGGCGGUCCUCUGAACCCACUCCCACUCCACUCCACUUUUGGGUUGGGGCGGAGCUAGCCAUGGCAGCAAGCCCGGGGACGACCCCUGAAAUGGCCCCCGAAGCUGGAGCUGGACAGGUGGAAGGUGAACACGUCAAACCUUUUACACCAGAGAAAGCAAAAGAAAUUAUAAUGUCUUUACAACAACCUGCAAUCUUCUGUAACAUGGCUUUUGAUUGGCCAGCACAACACUGGACUGUUAAACACCUUUCUGAGGUCCUUCAUGGCAAGCAGAUUCGAUUCAGGAUGGGAAUGAAAAGAACAGAUACAGUUCCUCAGUUUGAAACGACAUGUGGUUAUGUAGAAGCUACACUUGAAGAGUUCCUGAGCUGGAACUGUGACCAGCCUACUAUAUAUGGACCAUUUAGAGAUUAUGAUCAUUCCAAAUUCUGGGCUUAUGCUGACUAUAAAUAUUUUGUCAGCCUAUUUGACGACAAGGCAGAUAUUUUCCAGGAUGUGAUAUGGUCUGACUUCGGGUUUCCUGGAAGAAAUGGACGGGAAAGUACAUUGUGGAUCGGCUCCAUGGGGGCCCAUACGCCCUGUCAUCUGGACUCCUAUGGUUGCAAUUUAGUAUUCCAGGUACAAGGAAGGAAAAGAUGGCAUCUCUUUCCUCCCGAAGACACUCCUUUCCUUUAUCCGACAAGAAUCCCUUAUGAAGAAUCUAGUGUGUUCAGUAAAAUCAAUGUUGUCAAUCCUGAUUUAAAACGUUUUCCUCAGUUCUGCAAAGCUCGAAGACAUAUGGUUACACUAAACCCAGGACAGGUUCUUUUUGUUCCCAGACACUGGUGGCAUUACGUAGAAUCCAUUGAUCCUGUCACUGUCAGUAUAAACUCAUGGAUUGAGCUGGAAGAGGACCACCAAGCCCGGGUAGAAGAGGCAAUCACACGCAUGCUUGUGUGUGCCCUGAAGACUGCAGAGGAUCCACACAAUACCAGAGCUUGGUUAAACCCAACCGAGGUUGAGGAAACAUCCCAUGAAGUCAAUUGUCGCUACUUAAAUAGAGCCGUUUCUGCCCUUUUUGAUCAUUACAGAACAUCUAAGGUAGUAGAAAUCCAAGCACUGAGAACAAAUAGAGAGGACAUGAAAAAGGAGGGAUCAGAUGUGCACAAUCACAUGGAGGUGGGACAAACAGGUGGCCAGGACUUACUCUUGGGAACGGGAAAACAGGAGGCAGCAAGUCCCUUUGGCCCUGAUCUGGUUCCUGUAAUACUGGGUUCUGAAGAACUACCCUCAGAGAGAGGAGGCAUAUUUGAAGGUGAUGGUAAAGACUUUGUUGGCGAAGGUGGAGAACACUCUGGAAAAUUGCAUUGUACCAAGAGGCAACGAAUGAUGAGUAAAAGUGAAGAUGCAGUUGUGGAACAAAUCUCUUCAAAUAGUAGUAUGGCUCCUUCUCAAACAUUCAUUUCUACAGAUGACUUGCUAGACUGCUUGGUGAAUCCACAAGUAACCAGGAUAGUGGCACAACUUCUGAUACAAGGAAGAAGUUUGUGGUUCUAAGGAAAUGACUUUUAAAAUAAUACUUUAAAAAUAUUUUUUGAGUAGUAUGAUUGUUAAAUAAAAGAUGGCAGAGCAAAAAGUUAAUUUGCACAUGCUUGUAAAUGCACUUGUUCUUACCUAAAUGUGUUUCAGUUUCUUGCUACCUUCACUCAUGAACAUUACUCUUUGGCCAAACUGGCUCUUUCUUAGUUGUUAGGCCUUCUUUCUUCAGUGACUUUGCCUUUCCUCUCCCAUCUGAUCCUUUCAGCCUAUCUCAAAUGUAAGCCCC